Molecule: messenger RNA, 1667 nt
Organism: Acaromyces ingoldii
Lineage: Eukaryota; Fungi; Basidiomycota; Exobasidiomycetes; Exobasidiales; Cryptobasidiaceae
Product: P-loop containing nucleoside triphosphate hydrolase protein
Exons: 3
Coding region: 53-1444 (463 amino acids)
Biological process (GO): protein import into peroxisome matrix
Cellular component (GO): cytosol; peroxisomal membrane
Molecular function (GO): ATP binding; ATP hydrolysis activity
Source: RefSeq, a predicted model, not a curated record
CGUAAUCACGCUACCAGAUCUGCACCACCACCACCACCACGCGGCGCUCAGGAUGGACACCAUCGCAACUGCUUUCUUCGACCAUUCCGAGGCCCGGCGCAUCAACACGAAUGCCGUCAUCAGCCGUGCGCUCAGGGAGCAGCACCCGACUUCGGCGCUGGUAACCGUGUCUAUACCGAACUGCAAUCUGCUCGACUAUGCUACCGGCACAGGAAAGGCCUCCUUCUGGCCGCUCGAGCAGGGGAAGAGCGACCUGUUACUGACUGAAUACACCCCUCCUCCGCAUCGCACGGAAGAUGGAAGCAUCCAAGACACGGCUCUGUUUGCCAAGUACGGAUACAGGUGGGACGGUUGUGACUUCCUCCUCUACCUUUUGGAGGGCCGCGAUGGUUCGGCCUCCUAUCCUCAGCUCCGCUUUGCCUACCUAUUGACGCCGCAGCGCGAGAAGGCCGAGGCACUGGUCUAUGCAGCGGGCAGGUGGACCAGUGAGCUGCAUGACGAGGUCUGGGUCUUUGACAGUGGCUACUGGCAAAAAAGUGCCCAGCUGUUCGCGAGCAUACGUAGCGCGUCGUGGGACGACGUCAUCCUCGACGCCAAGAUGAAGCAGGAUCUCAUUGACGAUCACAUGUCCUUCUUCCACUCAAAGGAGCAGUACCGAAAGUUCAAGGUGCCGUGGAAGCGAGGGGUGAUCUACUACGGUCCUCCGGGAAAUGGAAAGACGAUCAGCAUCAAGGCGAUGAUGCACGCACUGUACAGCUUGAAGGACCCGAUUCCUUCCCUGUACGUCAGGUCGCUCUCUUCGGCUGCAGGCCCCGAAUAUGCAAUCAAACAAAUCUUCGAGAGGGCCCGCCAGACAGCACCAUGCUACCUCAUCUUCGAGGACUUGGACUCGCUCGUGUCGGACAGAGUAAGGAGCUACUUUCUAAACGAAGUCGAUGGCUUGAAGGCAAACGACGGCAUCUUCAUGGUGGGCAGCACCAAUCAUCUCGAUCAGCUUGAUCCGGGAAUUGCGAAACGGCCCUCGCGCUUCGACAGAAAAUACCUCUUCUCGGACCCCAACAAGGAGGAGCGCAUCGCAUACUGCCACUUCUGGCAGAGAAAGCUGCGCGACAACAAAGACGUUGCGUUUCCAGAUAUCCUGUGCGACGCCAUCGCCGGUAUCACCGACAAGUUCAGCUUCGCUUUUAUACAAGAGGCUUUCGUCGCCGCGCUUCUGGCCAUUGCCCGCCACCGUCGAGAAGACAGGGUGCCUUGUAACGACGAAUCAUACGUUUCUGUGGGAGAUUCUGGCAGCCAAAGGGAGGCGUUUGUCGAAGAUCUUGCCGACGAUUGGGUCGACGUGUCCGCAGUCGUCGACCUCGACAAGUACAUCCUCUGGAGGGAGAUCAAGAAGCAAAUCAAGUCGCUGCGCAAAGAAUUCGAUCCGGACGCCUCUCCCCCGUGAUGAUGGCACCCUUGACGUCGUCUCCUUUUUCUGCCUGCUUUCGAGCGUUGAAUCUAGCUACUUCUCGAAUUGCAGACUUCUCCUGACCCAGAAUCGAAUUAUGAAUCUACUACUACUACUCUAGGGCACUUAUUACAAGUCAUCGACUGAAGAGAGUAAUGCGGCGUUGCUGCUUGACCUAGCAUUGAUGCUUCGAAAUCAAAUCAUGGAAAUUCGACUCGGC